CAUUCGGCUGGAGGAGCAGCUCGCACUUCCGGGACCAUAACAGAUAGCAGCGCCAGAGGAUUAGGACAUCGGGAGAUGCUCUGAUAACGGGCGGAUGUGGAUCAGCCAACGCCGGAAUCGCCGCCAUGAAGAUCCUCUCCCGUCUGGGCCGCCUGAUGCGGUACACGGUGGCCUAUGCGGCCAUCACACACUGCACCUUUGAGUACAUAGGCGACUUUGUCCUGUGCAAGGGACCCUCCAUGGAGCCCACCCUCUACUCGGACAAUGUGCUGCUCACCGAGCGCCUGUCGAAGCACUGGCGAACCUACCAGCCGGGCGACAUCGUCAUCGCCGUCUCGCCCAUCAACGCCGGCCAGUUCAUCUGCAAACGGAUCGUGGCCGUGUCCGGUGACCAGGUGCUCACCCAGAAGCCGAGCCCCAUUGAGGCGGAGUACAGCCGAAGUCAGGAUGGCGCCGCCGCCGGCAAGAAGCCCGUGAUGACCAAGGACUAUGUGCCGCGCAAUUACGUUUGGCUCGAGGGCGACAACAAGGGCAACAGCUCGGAUUCGCGCUACUAUGGACCCAUUCCGGUGGGCCUGAUCCGGAGUCGGGUGCUCUGCCGCAUCUGGCCGAUUUCCGAGGCCACCGGGCUGUAGAUUGGCUAGCCCAAGAAGAAGUUUUAAAUCAAUUGGACCUAUUUUGUUUUUUAUAGCAAAUUGUAGUAUAUCAAUCCAAUAUUUUAUAGAUCCAUUUCGUACCAAUGGAUGUCAUAUACUUGAACAACUGCCAAUAACAUAUUUAUUCAUAUAUUUAUUUACACUUCCGAAAAUGGUCUCUUAUUGAAUUUUAAAAUAUUCUUGAAAUCAUCAAAUUAAAAACCAUGUAAAUUGCAAAAUUGGCUUUGCUUAUACAUUUUGUAGAUAAAAUACGUUGAUAAAAUAUAAAAAUACAUACUUGUGAUUAUGAAUAGAAA
This is a messenger RNA of Drosophila takahashii, 952 nucleotides long. RefSeq names its product mitochondrial inner membrane protease subunit 1. Gene Ontology annotation, molecular function: serine-type endopeptidase activity. Lineage: Eukaryota; Metazoa; Arthropoda; Insecta; Diptera; Drosophilidae. The record is from RefSeq and is a predicted model, not a curated record. Gene Ontology annotation, cellular component: membrane; mitochondrial inner membrane peptidase complex.